AUGACAACCAACAAGAGACAGAACGAUGCGUCCAUCUCGGAUGGGAUUGCUCCCAAACGCAUUCGCGGCGGGGGUGGGGUGGAUGCUAUGAAUUUUGUCGGAGAUGAAAUGAUUGAUGAAGACUUUAUUGAGAUGAUCGAGGAGCAGAAUCCAGAAGAUUUUAUCCCUGAUGAUGUGGAAGAUUUUGACGAUGGCGACUCUGUCAUUGCCGCCUCCCGAUCCAAGUGGCUGCGUCCUCCCUUGGAAUCCAGACUCACCAAUGAAAAUGAUCUGAAUGUCCAGUGGCUCGACAUUGACAUGGUGGCGGGUCCACCACUCAAGAGAAACCCCAAUCGAAAAAAGAGUGUUGUGGCUGGCAACACCAACGGACAACAAGUCCCCAUCAUUCGUGUCUACGGUGUCAACGAACAGGGACAUAGCAUUACUAUGUUUAUUCAUGGAUUCACUCCCUAUGCCUACUUUGCAUUGCCUCAACAAUUUCCCGCCAAGGCAUUUACAGAAAAAGUCAAGAAAGAUAUUCGUCGAUUGUUGGACGGCCGUCUUCGCAAUGCCCAGCGGAGCAAUCAUGGCAAGCUCAAUGAGUAUGUGUUGGCCGUGCAAUAUGUCGGGGAUCACCGGUCCAUUAUGGGAUAUGAAACAUCCCACACGCAAUUUCUAAAAGUGCAUUUGGCCAUGCCCACGCUGGUACCAACCUUGAAACGCAUUGUGGAGGGCGGAAUUGAUUUGGGAAUUCCAGGAUUCACGGGCGAGAUCCCACUGGCAGCUUUUGAAUGUAAUGUCCCUUUUGUCUUGCGCUACAUGAUUGACAUGGAUAUUACUGGGGCAGGAUGGUUGACAUUGCCUCAGGAAACCUACAAAGUCCGAUCCAAAAACGAAAAACAAACCCAUUGUCAGAUUGAAGUGGAUAUCACCUACGAUGACGUUGUCGCGAGGAAGUCAGAAGGGGAGUGGAACAAAAUCGCUCCCAUUCGCAUCCUUUCUGUGGAUAUUGAAUGUCAGGGGCGCAAAGGGCACUUCCCGGAAGCGGAGAAAGAUCCUGUCAUUCAAAUCGCCAACACGGUGACCGUCUAUGGAGAAAAGGAACCGACGAUCCAAAAUGUUUUCACGUUGAAAGGAUGUCUGCCCAUUGUAGGAGCCCAGGUCAUAUCCAGCGACAAGGAGGAGGAUAUGCUCAUGAAGUGGCGUGCAUUUCUGGAGUGUUCUGAUCCAGAUAUCAUUACAGGAUACAACGUGCAAAAUUUCGAUAUCCCUUACUUGUUGGAUCGCGCCACAGCCUUGGCCAAGGGGAGCAGUCAAUCCAAAACCAAAUUGGCGAACUUUAGUCUGUGGGGGCGCGUCAAGAACUCCAGAGCCAAGAUGAGAGAUACCAUGUUUCAAUCUUCUGCAUACGGGCGUCGAUCCAAUGUGGAAACAACAAUUGAUGGGCGUGUCAUCUUUGACAUGCUCCCCUACAUGCAGCGAAAUCACAAGUUGAGUUCCUACACCCUCAACAGUGUCUGCUCCGAGUUCUUGGGACAGCAAAAGGAAGAUGUUCAUCAUUCCAUUAUCUCCGAUUUGCAGAAUGGAUCCGACGAGGAUCGCCAUCGUCUAGCAGUCUACUGUUUGAAGGAUGCACUGUUGCCCCAGCGGCUCAUGGACAAAUUGAGUUGUCUUGUGAACUACAUUGAAAUGGCACGUGUGACCGGUGUCCCCGUGUCGUUUCUCAUCUCGCGUGGACAACAAAUCAAAGUCUUCUCGAUGAUUCUGCGCAAAUGUCAAGACGAGAAGUUGCUCGUGCCUACACUGGCCAAGCAGGGAUCUGCCGGAGGUGAUGUCGGAUACGAAGGAGCAACCGUUUUGGACCCCAUCAAGAAGUAUUACACCGACCCUAUUGCUACUCUGGAUUUUGCCUCUCUGUACCCAUCUAUUAUGCAGGCUUGGAACCUGUGUUACUCGACUCUGGUGAGCCCCACGGACGUGAAUCGGGUGAAUCCUGACAAGUACAAAAAGAGUGAAAACGGGCACUGCUUCGUACAUUCCAACGUGAAGAAGGGCAUCUUGCCGACGAUUCUCGAGGAGCUCCUGACUGCACGUAAGAGGGCCAAGAGAGAUAUGAAGCUCGCACCAACCGAGUUUGAACGAGCUGUUCAGAAUGGUCGACAGCUUGCCUUGAAAGUCUCCGCCAACUCUGUGUAUGGCUUUACGGGGGCCAUCGUUGGUCAUUUGCCGUGUCUUCCCAUUGCUUCUUCUGUCACGUCCUAUGGACGGUACUUGUUGGAAAAGACAAAGGAGUUCGUGGAGGACAAGUACACCAUCGCGAACGGAUAUGAACACAAUGCUCAAGUAAUCUACGGAGACACAGACUCUGUGAUGGUCAAGUUUGGGACCAGCGAUUUGAAAGAGGCGUUUCGAUUGGCAGAAGAGGCUGCCUCGAAAGCGUCCAAGAUCUUUCCCAGUCCCAUUCUGCUGGAAUUUGAAAAGGUGUACUAUCCCUAUUUGCUGAUGAACAAGAAGCGUUACGCUGGUCUCAUGUGGACCCAAGAGGACAAGUACGACAAGAUGGAUACGAAGGGACUUGAAACCGUGCGCCGUGACAAUUGUGCUCUGGUCCGAGACAUCAUCCAGACGUCGUUGAACAAGAUCCUCAUCGACAGGAACGUUCGUGGCGCCAUUGACUAUGUCAAGUCUCAGAUUUCCAACCUUUUGCAGAACAAGAUGGACAUUUCUCAGUUGGUGAUUACGAAGAGUCUCAACAAGGGUGCCGAGUACGCGCUUGGUCUACCUGGAGGCAAGAAGGACGACUACAAGGUGAAACAAGCCCAUGUGGAGCUUGCCGCUAGGAUGCGCAAGCGGGAUGCUGGGUCGGCACCUCAGAUGGGUGACCGUGUGCCUUAUGUCAUCAUUACAGGAGCCAAGGGCGCUGCCAACUUUGAAAAGGCCGAGGACCCAGUCUAUGUGUUGGAGAAUAACCUCCCCAUUGAUUGCAAGUGGUACCUUACCAAUCAGCUGUCCAAGCCGCUCACUCGCAUCUUCGAACCCAUCAUUGAAAACGUUGACAAGAACUUGCUGCAGGGAGACCACACUCGCAAGAUCUUUAUUCCUACCCCCAGUGCCAGGAAGGGCAGUUUGAUGAUGUUUGCUGUCAAGGCCACUACUUGUAUUGGGUGCAAGGCUCCUGUGGAUGCCAGCAAAGGUUUUUUGUGCAAGCAUUGCGUUCCCAAAGAAGCGGAGAUCUACCUGAGCAAACUGGCAGUGAUGCGCGAAGCCGAGCUUCGGUACAAUGAUUUGUGGGCUACAGCCCAAAAGAUUCAUGGAACUGUACACUCGGAUAUCAUGUGCACCGGAGAUGGUUGUGCCUGCCAGUUCUAUCGCCGUAAGAAAGUGCAAACAGAUAUCAAGCUUGCCCAGCAAGUGCUUGAUAAGUUUGGUCGCUAG
Messenger RNA from Seminavis robusta, 3414 nucleotides. NCBI's taxonomy places the organism in Eukaryota, Bacillariophyta, Bacillariophyceae, Naviculales, Naviculaceae. The record is from the annotation of a GenBank genome assembly.